Molecule: messenger RNA, 4451 nt
Organism: Panicum virgatum (switchgrass)
Lineage: Eukaryota; Viridiplantae; Streptophyta; Magnoliopsida; Poales; Poaceae
Product: putative disease resistance protein RGA1
Exons: 5
Coding region: 132-4043 (1303 amino acids)
Biological process (GO): defense response to fungus
Molecular function (GO): protein binding; ADP binding
Source: RefSeq, a predicted model, not a curated record
GGAAAUGGGGGAUCUGUGGACUCAUUGGGUCUUCGUCUUUAUCCCCGCGGCCUGUACUUGUUGGGGCCGGGGUAGAGCCAGAGGAGGAGCCGUGGACAGUGGACCUGCUGCUGCGGAAGUCGUCGGCGUCCAUGGCCGGAGUCGGGGAGGCGCUUGUGUCCGCGGUGCUCAAGGAGGUGCUGCGCAAGCUGGGGUCCGCCGUCGGGGAGCAGGUCACGGCGCGAUGGAAUCUGAGGCAAGACAUGGAGAGCAUCAAGAGCACGCUGGAGCUGGUGCAGGCAGUGCUCAGGGAUGCCGAGAGGCGGUCCGCGAGGGAGGAAGCAGUCAGCCUCUGGCUCAAGAUGCUCAAGAACGCCGCCUACGACAUCUCUGACAUGUUCGACGACUUUGAGGUCAAACUGUCGCAGGGGAUGAUCUCUAGCGCUAUUGCCAAGUUUACUAUGGGUAGAAAGCUGAAGAAUUUGAGGGAAAAGUUAACAAACAUAGCAGCACAGCGGUCACAGUUCGGAUUCAUGCUACACACAUGUUCAACAGACCAUGAAGAGAUCAAGAAGAGAGAAACAACAUCAAAGAUCAAUAGAGCAACUAUCGUCGGAAGGCAGAAAGAGAAAGUGGAGAUAGUAACACUGCUAGCAUCAAAUCGUGAACAGAAAACGUUGGUAAUCCCCAUUUUUGGGUUUGGGGGCAUUGGUAAGACCACACUAGCUAAAUUGGUUUUCAAUGAUGACCAGAUGCAAAAGUUUGAUUUGCGAGCAUGGGUUUAUGUGUCUCCACAUUUUGAUCUAAAAAUGAUCGGCAAAAGUAUUAUUUCACAAAUCAAAGGACAGGUUGAGGGUUUACAUGACCUACAGUCUGUAAGUAAUUCUCUUGAAGAGAUAAUGUGCGGUAGAAGCUGCCUGAUUGUUUUGGAUGACCUAUGGGAGAACAGCUGUUCUCAGCUAACUGAUUUAUUGCAAAUGCUAAGCAACUUUAAGAAGGAAAGCAUGGUUAGAAUUAUUGUAACAACACGAACUGAAGAAGUUGCAAGGAAGAUAGGUACAGUUACACCAUACAGGCUGGAGCCAUUGUCUGAUGAUCAGUGCUGGGCAUUGUUCAAAAAUAUUUCUUUUCUAUCUGGUUGCACGUUAGGAGAAGAUGAAAAGAAUGUAAUGGAAAACAUUGGGAGGGAUAUUGCAAACAAGUGUCAAGGAGUGCCAAUGGCAGCGCAAGCUCUUGGGUUUAUGUUGCGCAACACAUCUGUUGAAGAGUGGGAAAAUGUGAGGGAUAGUGACAUUUGGAGUGGUUCCUCUACCACAGAUGAUGUGCUGCCGUCGCUGAAGCUUAGUUAUUAUCAGAUGUCUCCUUACUUGAAGCUAUGCUUUUCCUAUUGCUCAGUAUUUCCUAAAGGUUUUGAAAUAAACCGGGGUAAUCUAAUUCAACAAUGGAUAUCUCUUGGGUUCAUCCCACCCAGCCCAGAAAAGCACAUAACACUUGAGAAGGUUGGAGAAAACUAUGUAAAUGAGCUUUUGGGAAUGUCGUUUAUCCAAUACUCAAGGCUAACUUCCUUGAGUACAAGGGAGGACACAAAGAACUCUAUGCUGCUUAGAAUGCACGACUUGAUGCAUGAUCUCGGUAGAUCUGUUAUCGGUGAUGAAUUACUUCUCGUGGAUGGUGAAAAGGAAUACAAUUCUAGCAAUCACAACUACCGAUAUGCAUUGGUACUGAAUCAUGAGGCUCAAAUGGCUGUCUGCAAUGAUGAACCUGCUAAAUUAAGAGCUCUGCAUUUUUCUGAAUGUCCUGAAAUUCAACUGUCCUUGCUUAGUAAAUCGUUGCGUAUCUUGGAUUUAGGCAAGUGUCCCAAAGGAAACUUACCAGCAUCUAUUGGGAAAUUGAAGCAGCUGAGGUACCUUAGUGCUCCUGAUAUGCUACAUGAAAAGGUUCCCGAGCAUGUCACUAGCCUUCCGAAGCUAAUCCACUUGAAUAUGAGUGGCUCUAUCAAAAUCUCAACGCUGCCAGACUCGGUAGAAAAACUCAGAAACUUGCUACAUGUAGACUUAUCUGGGUGCUGUAACCUCUGUUCAUUGCCAGAAUCAUUAGGUGACUUGAUGAACCUCUCACAUCUAAACCUCUCAAAUUGUUCUCUCCUCAAUACUUUGCCCAAGUCAGUGGGAAAACUCAGAAGCUUGCUACAUCUAGAUCUUUGUGGUUGUAGUGGCCUUUGUUCAUUGCCAGAAUCAUUUGGCGAGCUGGUAAAUUUAUCAUAUUUGGAUCUGAAAAAUUGUUAUGAUCUUAGUUCUUUGCCCAAGUCUUUUGGAAGGCUAUGUGGACUUCAGUAUUUGAACUUGUCAGGUUGCUUGAAACUAAAUCUAAAGGUUGAUAUUGAGACUGUCUGUUGUCUUACUAAGCUACAGUACCUAAACCUGUCCCAUUGUCCGAGUCUCAUGCAUAUACCUGAAUCUGUCAACAAUCUAAAAAAUCUCCAUACUUUAGAUCUCUCUAGAUGUGACUGGAUUGAGAGAUUUCCAAAAAGACUAUGCGGGAUGGCCAGCCUCAAGUUUGUGCUAAUACAAGGAUGCUCACCCUGGCUGCAACAGCGUGUUAGGGAGUCUCAGUUUAAGAAUGAUAUGCUAACAUUACCCAAGUUUAUCGUUGAAAGAACAGCUUCAGGCGUGUCCAGCAAUAUUUCCCUCCUCCAAACUGUACGUCCUGGAGAGCUUGAAAUCGAAUGCCUUGAAAAUGUGACUAGUAUCGAAGAAGCAGCUGCAGUAAAUUUGGCAGACAAAUCAGUACUUGUCAAACUGGUAUUGGCGUGGACACCAACAGUUGGCCGUGUUGUGGAGGAUGAGGGCUUACUCCGAGAACUCAAGCCUCCUGGAAAUCUAAAGAUUUUAAAAGUACAAGGCUACAUGGGAACUUCCUUUUCUGGAUGGAUUAUGAACAUGGCAUCAUGUCUACUGCAUCUUGUUUGCAUUGAGAUGGUAGAUUUACCGAGAUGUGAGCAUUUACCGCCAUUUGGCCAAUUACAAAAUCUAGAGCAAUUGACUCUAAAGAGAAUGCCUAUCUUCAGGAAAUUGGGAACUGAAUUUUGUGGGGGAAGUGGAGCAUUUCAGAAAUUAAGAGAGUUCACACUGAUAGAUCUUGAAACUCUGGAGGAAUGGGUCACCAAGGUUUCAGCAAAUGGUGAGUUCAUGUUCCCCAAUCUUCACAAGCUGGAAAUUUGUCGCUGCCCUAGACUAAGGUUGAAACCAUGUCUUCCUAGAGCAAUUGAGUGGAGAAUUCAGGCGAGCGAUGAAAUUAUAGCAACUAAAUAUGCUGCGGGCUCAUCAUUCUCUUUGACGCUAUCAAAACUGCAUGUUGCAGACUGCCACCUUCAACCCAAAAGAUGGGCACUGUUCGAAUACCUCCCUGCUCUUGAGAUACUGGAAAUUUCAAACUAUCAAAAUGAAAAACUGCCAGACAGCUUGGUUUUCUUGGUAUUACUGCGGUCACUGAAGAUAGACUCCGAUAACAAUCUAGAACAACUAUGCGAUUGGUUAGUAUUUCUUUCUGCAAUUUCUAGUGACCAGGGGCUCGCGGUUUUCCCAUCACCGAACCUUACUGCAUUGGAGAAUUUGGAAAUCAGUCGUAAUGAUGAAUCACAAAGCUGGUGCAAGAUGCAGGGUAGAUGGACCUUUCAGAACGUCAAAAACAAGCCGACAACUUUCUUUGAACGAGAAUUAGCCAAUAUCCGGAAGAAGGGAGAUCAAUCCCUCAUCAGCUAUAUCAGUGCGGUCAAGCAGCUCGCCGACACCUUAACUGCCUUUGGGCAUACCCUUCGUCAUGAGGAAAUCAUCCGGCUCAUCCUCAAGCACCGCCUCGGUUUGGAGGACCGCACCGUCAUCAUGUCAAUCACCAGGCGGUGCGAUGACAUCACACUGAACGAUCUCUAUGCUCAUCUGAGACAUGUGGACGGAUCUUCACUCUCUGACAAGAGUCAGGUCUCUGACGACAUUGAGUUCACUGACUUUGACAAUGAAAGCUACCACGGAUCAGAUUGCAUGGAUCAACAGAUUACAUUAAGGUAAGACUCAGGAGGCCUUCGGCCACAUUAUCAUCCCUUCAUCAGCGACCUCGGGGAGAUGAGCAUCGGAGUGAAAUUCGCCGGGAUUUCGCAAACUGCAAGUGGGUCAGGAUUGAACAACGAUGGAGCCGCUUCUUGGAUGAGAGGGCAAGGGCGGCCACAACUCCUUUCCAUCUAGCGAAAAAUCCAAGCAUGUCUUCACCAACGUCGAGUUGUUGCCCAAGGAAUGGUGCUGGGAUUCCAUCCUCUGAAUUCUGAUACUGGCCAUCGAGUUCAUGCCUGGUUAUGCAUGUUACACGGCUGGCAUACAUGCCAAACACCCACUCUGCUACAUAGGGCCUCACAGUACAGUAACGGUUCGAAUUGUAAGGACAUUUGAAGAAAUGCUAAUGAAGACUUAAGCCCCCCCCCC